AUGCGUGUUUUUGGAUGCAAAGAGUUUGGAGUGUGCGCUCGUGGGGUCAUUUCAACAACAAACACCUCCCCAUCAUUCGCUCUUAUAAAACAACGAGCAAUUUCUAUUCCACGUCAUUAUUUAUUCUCUAAAAGUUUCAUCAAUGAAGUUCGAGAAAUUAAAUUAAACAAUUUUCUAAAAGACUUUAAAAAUCCCGAAGAAGAAAUGGAAGUAGACUUGAUGAAGAAAUUUAAAGAGAUGGAAUCAUCCAAUCCAUCCCCGUCCUCCUCAUUGGCAUCUAAUGUGAUUCCGAAAGAAAAGAAAAUUUCAGAACAGCCGAUGGAGGUAUUGCUCAAGGAAGGAGAUGAUUGUUUGGAAUCGAAAAUUCUGUAUCGAGCAACAGAAAUAUAUUCUGAAUGCAUUGAAACCUAUCCCAAUGAAUAUUUACCAUAUUUACAACGAUCUAAAGCCUAUUUGAUGAAAGGAGAACAUGCUUUUGCUUUAAAGGAUAUGGACAAGGCUCUUGAAAUAGCAAAUUCAUUUCCUACAUUAUCUCUAGAUAUGAAACAACAUAUAAUUGAUAUUUAUCACAAUAAGGCUGUUUAUUAUUUUGAAAAUUUAAAGUAUCAAGACUCUGAGAAAAAUUAUAAUGAAUGCAUCAAGCUUUGUCAAGAAAUUCUCAAAAACGAUCCAUCAAACCUGCACGCUAAGAAAGUGCUUUCCACUUCGUUAAAUAAUUUAGGAUUUAUUGAACUUGAAAACAAUCAUGUUGAGAAAGCAAUUGAAUGUUUGCAACAAUCUGAGAAAGUAAGAAUGUCUGAACAAGCGCUCUCUUCCAACGAAAUUGAACUCUCCAAGAUUUAUUAUAACUUAGCCCGUGCUUUGAGCAUGAAUAACCAAGUUAUAGAUGCCAUUCAAUAUAUUGACAAGUUUUUGAAAUUUUAUCCACAGCACUACUCUGCUUUGAUUUUAAAAGCCGAUUGCUGCUAUCGAUCUGGAGACUACAAGAAAUCAAUAGAAACUUGUGAUCAGUGCUACGCCUUGCUAAAAUCAACGUAUGAUGCUCAUGAAAGUGACGAUGGAAAAGGUCCUUUCCUCACUCGAUCAGAAAUCAAAUCUCUGAAAAAGAGAAUGUCUUCCAUUUUAUUACUCAAAGGAAAUUGUUAUUUAUCACUUGAUAACAUUGAUAAGGCUGAAGAAGCUUUCAAGCAAGCAAUGGCAUCCAAUCGAUCUGAUAUAUUACCAUACAUUGAACUUGGGAAAAUCAAAAUGACAUUUAGACAAGAUUACGAACAAGCAAUAUAUUAUUUGACGAGUGGAAUUACAAGAUUCGCAUCGUUUGAUCAGGAGAUUCAGAAUUUUGUUUCAUUCGAGACACAAAUCACGACGCUAUUUUGUAGAGCCAAAUGUUUCGAACGUGUGAAGGAUUUGUACAGUGCUAUCAUUGAUUAUGAAUUUAUUUUAAAUCAAGUUUGUCCAAGCUGGUCUACAAGUAGUACUUCUGAGAAAGUUCACAUUGAAAAAGAGUCCACUAAAAAUUCAGCUACCAAUUCUCUCGAGUUAAGUCAUUCCAAAGAAUUUACAGUUUCGUUAAUUAUCCCAACACUGUGCCGUGCAGCUUUAUUGAAUCUAGAGGUAGAUUCAAGGAAUAACAUGAAAAAGGCAUUAUCUCACCUCAACCAAGCGAUCAAGAUUGGAGAAAAAUUCGGAGAAAUUUAUGUUGUUGAGCCACUUCAUCACCGAUAUCAUAUUUAUUUAAAUUUAUACAAUUACUUGUCACAACAAGAACAGCAGGGAAAUUCUGCUGCUGCUUCUACCCACCUGACAAAUGCCACGAACGAUCUUUCAAGAAUAAUUGAAACCUUACAACCACUUAAGGAUCAGAAUACCAUUGACCAAGACGAUGUAAAUGUUCUUAAUAACGCUUAUUACAACAGAGGUGUGCUGAAAUUCAAACAAAAAGAAUAUGACGAGGCAUUGAAGGACUUUGGUCAUGUAGAUUUAGAACGAGCUUGUUCAGAUUCGACCACGCAAGAAAUGAAACGUUUAGUUGCUCGAUGUGAAUAUCAUUGCGGACGCUAUUUUAAGGCAAUCAGCCGUUUAUUGAUGUAA
Messenger RNA from Naegleria lovaniensis, 2091 nucleotides. RefSeq lists its product as uncharacterized. Gene Ontology annotation, molecular function: protein binding. The coding region runs from base 1 to 2091 and encodes 696 amino acids. The transcript has a single exon. The record is from RefSeq and is a predicted model, not a curated record. Lineage: Eukaryota; Heterolobosea; Eutetramitea; Acrasida; Naegleriidae.